Trichoplusia ni (cabbage looper) is the source of this 2451-nucleotide messenger RNA. Its product is annotated as PWWP domain-containing protein 2A-like. Gene Ontology annotation, molecular function: chromatin binding. The coding region runs from base 132 to 1766 and encodes 544 amino acids. The record is from RefSeq and is a predicted model, not a curated record. Lineage: Eukaryota; Metazoa; Arthropoda; Insecta; Lepidoptera; Noctuidae. Gene Ontology annotation, cellular component: chromocenter; nucleus. The transcript has 3 exons.
GUCCCUAAGCUAUGUAUGUGCAGUUCUUGUAUGUGUCAUAUCUCAUAAACAUUCCUCAUAUCCGUUCAAUCACUACCUUCUCUUCUUUGGCAUUAUCUAUCACUGUGUUAUUAUCUAUGAUUUAACAAAAUAUGGCGGCUGUCGUAGCAACAGCCGAUAUGACGAUUCAAAAGAAUUCUCAGAUUUUAGUAAACGUAGAAGAAGCUCUAGCAGAUAUUAUCGUUGUUUCAUAUUGUACGGAAAAUAAAAAGUUUCAAGGUGUGCUUCUGGAUUCCAACAAAGGUAAUUUACCUUUUGGCGUGUAUAAUCUCCACCCAGCAUUUUCUAAACAGACUGCGCCCGCCAAUGAGAGCGAUAAAUUACAUUCCGUUGGUCAAAGGUUCACCUACGAGGACCCCCAAUAUGAAGGCGAAAAUUCGCAGAAAUCUAAAAAGCCUGCGACUAAGGGCAAACACCAGCAAAAGAUGACCGUCCGACUAAGACCCCGGAAGGUCCUGUGUUCUAACUGCCAAGGAAUUUGCAAUGAGAACAAUGAAAACGUAGACGUGUCUAAAAAACGUAAAUUAGAAUCUGAUGACGAUACACCACAUAGCACUGAGUCAUCAAGGACUGAGAAAAAGUAUUUAAUGGGCAGUAUGCUUAUACCCAAGCUGUCCAGGCUGCACCCAAGUGAGAUAAGUAGUGCAGUAAAGGGUGCAACUAAAAUUCCUAACAAGGCUAGUGAAAGACAAAUAAAAAGUGAGAAAACUACAAAUGAAACUGUGACGCAGGAAAUGGCGUUCGUCAGUGUAUCUGACGACAUGGAAGGUGAUAAGGAAGACUUGAAAGACGAAAAUGAUAUUUCCUUUAGUUCUAUGUUUAGUAGUGCAAGAACUCUUAAAAUAUGUUUUGGUGAAGGUGAGGGAACAGUUGUUAAGAUACCACCACUUUCAGGAGAUUUCAAUGAAGAUUCAGGGGUCUCUUGUGAUAUGGCAAAACCCACAAAACCAGAUUCUAAAGCUGCUAAGAAGGCUUUGAAGAAAGCCAAGAAACAAGCAAAAAAGAGUAACACAGUAGAAAAAUGUGAGCAAAGUAUCCAAUCACCUAAACACAUUGGUGCAUUGUCGCCUCACAACAAUGCAUCAAGUCCCACACUAGACCCUCUAGAAAAGAAACAUAAGCACAAAGUAAAACAUAAAAAAAAGUACAAAAGUCAAAAGAAGAGGGAUGAAAACACAAGUAAGUGUCCUGAUAGUGAGACAGUUGACUAUUUUAGUGAUAUUAAAGAGCAUUGUAUGAAACAGAAGCUAUCUAUAAGCUUGCGAAGACUAAGUAGUAAUUCUUAUGAGAAGCAAAGUGAGAAUGAUCCUAUAGAAAGUGGAUCAGAGGACUGGGACAAUGAGUUGGUGCCAGACUUCCCAGCAAACGGUACUGAAGGUGUUGGGGCUAGGAUAUUACGGGUAUCUCCUGGGGAUGUGGUGUGGGGCAAGGUCUUAGGGUUUCCAUGGUGGCCGGGGAGGGUCCUUAGUGUAACACCAUCAUCUAAGGCUCAUGUAGCAUGGUAUGCUUCAACUACAACAUCAUUGAUGCCAUGUGACAGCUUGAGUCCUUUCUUAGAAGAUUAUAAAAUACGUUUCAACAAGAAAAAGCGGGGUCCUUAUAAAGAUGCUGUCAAACAGGCAACAGUAGAAGCAAAGAAAAAUGAAUCUCAUGUCAGCGACCCUCUGGCCAGCCCUACGCACACCCUAGCAACAGUGUCACCGCGACCCAUCGAUGUGUUCUCAUAGAUGUAAGGAGCAUUCGAAUUUAAACAAAUUCAUGUGAUAUUUAUAAUUACUUCAUUCUUCUGCACAAGUAGCCAUGCUGUUGAGUGUUUGUCAUUGUUACACUGAAAAUAAGUUAGUUCUAUUUUUGUUAACUAUAUUGCAUAUAUGUAAUACAGUAUUUUUUUACGUCCAUAUUAAUUUCGUAACUAUUACCGUUAAAUUUUUAUCAAAAUGGGCUACACUUUUUUUGUACUUACUAAUUUCUAGUUGUACCUGUAUAAAUUCUCAUUAAAUGAAUAGUUUUUUUCUUUAAUGCUGGUUGGCUAAGACUAUUAAGACCAAGACCAGAAAAAAAAUGUGAUAUUUUUUAUUCUAUUUUAUUUUCAGUGUACCAAAUGCAUUUUAAUAUAAUAACAUAAUUAAUUUGUUGGUAUCCAUUCGAUAUAUAUUCAGUGAUACCAUCAAAAUAAAGAUGCCACAGACUGCAAAGAAAUGGAUACUAUAAAAUGGUAGGAUGUAAGUUAAAAAUUAAAUGAAUAUAAUAGAUAUUUGGCUGGGUAUUUCAAAGUUUAAUAUGGUUGACUAUCCAUUUACAAGAAAUGGGACGAAUCGAUACAUAAUUUUUAGACAAUGUAAACAUUUUAUAGCUUAAGGAUUUGAGUGUAAAGAUUUAAGAAUUAUUGUAACACUGCCAUAUCUAGCAAAA